Molecule: messenger RNA, 1498 nt
Organism: Molossus molossus (Pallas's mastiff bat)
Lineage: Eukaryota; Metazoa; Chordata; Mammalia; Chiroptera; Molossidae
Product: zinc finger protein 177-like
Exons: 5
Coding region: 50-1498 (482 amino acids)
Biological process (GO): regulation of transcription by RNA polymerase II
Cellular component (GO): nucleus
Molecular function (GO): RNA polymerase II transcription regulatory region sequence-specific DNA binding; DNA-binding transcription factor activity, RNA polymerase II-specific
Source: RefSeq, a predicted model, not a curated record
GCUUGCUCAGAACUCUGCCAGGUCAGCGGGGAAACAAAGAAGAGGAAGAAUGGGUGCAGGAUUGGUGACAAGUUGGUCACAGGACUUGGUGACCUUUGAGGAAGUGGCAGUGGACUUCUCCCAGGAGGAGUGGGUACUGCUGGACUCUGCUCAGAAAAUCCUGUACAGAGAUGUGAUGAUGGAGAACUUUAGGAACCUGGCCUCUGUGGGGUCUCACCUCUGCAAACACAGUUUGAUCACUGAGGUGGAGCAGGAAGAACCGAGGACCAGGGAGAGAAGAAUUUUCCAAGGCACCUGUUCAGACAGGGCUACUCAACUUAAAUCAAAACAUGCAAUUCCUAUGCAGAAUGUUCCUGAGGAAGAAACUUCCAAUGGCAUAAAAAUGGCGGCAACUCACUCUGGUGAGAAUCCCUGGGAACUCGAUCACUGUGGAAAAUUCUUGAGAAAGAACUAUCACCUUAUUGGUACAAGAUACUGCAAGGGAAAGAAAUGCUACAAAUAUAAAGAAUACAGGAAAGACUUUGGCCAUUUCUUAACUCUUAGGAGCCAUAUGAAUGCUCACACUGAAGAGAAAAUUUCGGGAUGUAAUGAUUGUGUCAGAGCUUUCGAUCCAGAGUCCUCCCUUGGGGAACACUUAGGAACUGUCACAGGAGAGAAAUCUUAUGAGUGUAAUCAGUGUCUUAUGUCCUGCAGCUUACACUCUUCUUUUGCAGCACAUGUGCAAAAACCUGCUGGGGAGAAGCUUUGUGAAUGCCGUGACGAUGGGAAAAGAUCUUCCCUUAGUGUGCACAAAAACCCGUGUACUCUGGAGGACAGCUCAACCUGUAAUGAACAUGGGGAGGUUGUCACUGGCCCCUUGUCCCCUCAGAAAUGUGUGAGACCUCACACUGGAGAGAAACCUUAUGAAUGUAGUGACUGUGGGAAAAUAUUCAUUUUUCACUCUUCCCUUAAGAAACAUGUGAGGUCACACACUGGAGAAAAACCUUAUGAGUGUAAUCACUGUGGGAAAUUCUUCAGCCAGAGCUCUCAUCUUAAUGUGCACAAAAGAACUCACACUGGAGAGAAGCCGUAUGACUGUAAGGAGUGUGGCAAGGCCUUCACUGUUCCUUCCUCUCUUCAGAAACAUAUGAGAACCCACACUGGGGAGAAACCCUAUGAGUGCAGUGACUGUGGGAAAGCCUUUAUGGAUCAGUCAUCCCUGAAGAAACAUCGACGCUCUCACACUGGAGAGAAACCUUAUGAGUGUAAUCAAUGCGGAAAAUCCUUCAGCACAGGCUCUUACCUUAUUGUGCACAAGCGAACGCACACUGGAGAGAAAACCUAUGAAUGUAAAGAAUGCGGGAAGGCCUUUAGGAAUUCCUCUUGCCUGCGGGUACACGUGAGAACUCACACAGGAGAAAAGCCCUAUAAAUGCAUUCAUUGUGGAAAAGCAUUCAGCACCAGCACUAACCUUAUAAUGCACGAGCGAAUACAUACCGGGCAAAAGCUUGCUGAAUGA